This is a messenger RNA of Mytilus trossulus (common blue mussel), 10395 nucleotides long. RefSeq lists its product as uncharacterized. The record is from RefSeq and is a predicted model, not a curated record. Bases 106 to 8268 code for a protein of 2720 amino acids. Lineage: Eukaryota; Metazoa; Mollusca; Bivalvia; Mytilida; Mytilidae. Gene Ontology annotation, cellular component: nucleoplasm. The transcript is spliced from 20 exons. Gene Ontology annotation, biological process: negative regulation of gene expression, epigenetic.
UGCAUGUGAAAGUAAAAUUUGUAUUCCGAAUAGAUCAUGCUGUAUUGAUAUCAAUGGCACUGAAGCAGAUAAGAAGUUUUAAAGUAGUGAUAUGCAAGUUGAAAGAUGGAUAACAUUUGGGAAAAACUAGAUUACAUGCAAACAACAGGUAACACUGAACAAUAUAUGCACAAUGAUAAAUCAUCAGUUGAUGCGGUUAACGCAAGUAGUGACAUUCUGACUAUAGUUGCAGACCAAAAUCUUAAUUUGUCAAUUGCUUGCGGCAAUACAAAUGAAAAUAAACAUCGCAAGGAUUUUGUAGACCAGUUUGUGAUUCCCAAAAAGAUAAUUGAUUAUGGGCUUUUGUCUUCAUUAAAAGAAGAUUCAAGAGAGUAUCAACAUGAGGUUUUACCCAGUAUUGUCAGGAGCUUCAGAUAUGGACAAUCAAAGUCUCGGUACAGAUACAGUAAGCCUUAUCUUGUUCAGAACAAGAGACUUGAAGAACAGUUCCAUGAGAGGAAAAGAGAAUUUAGACAAGCAGGAUAUUCAGAUAAAGAAAUCAAAGAAAGCUAUGGGUUUUUAUAUGUAAGUGAAGAGCAAAAUAUAGAGCAAAUAUGUGGAGAUGGUUUGAAGGUUGGAAAUCUGAAAAGUUCCUGUCUUGGCCAUGCUGAUAUGGGUGUACAAUUAUGUAAGCAUGCUGAUGUUAUUAGACCAGGCAGUGUUUCCAGUAAAUACAGUGGUUAUCUGGUUAUAUUUAAAGUGAUAAAGGGAAAAGUUAAACAAGUAGUUGAGAACCACACUAACAUUCCAUUAGAACCUACCCCAAAUUAUGAUUGUCAUCUGGUAGCCAGUUCUGACAGUUCAUCAAAUCAUGCUGCAUUAUUUAACAGUUCACAGAUUUAUGCCUAUGAGUAUGGCGAAGAAAGUAUAUGUGAAAUUCCUCGUCAAGUGAUGCCAUUUGCUGUGGUGAAAUUUUUGUUUACACCAAAAUCAAAUUCGAGGACGAACACAAAUACAGUUGCUCAAAGUACUUCAUCUAGGACAUCAGCAUCCUUGGGACCAAUGGCAUCAUCUGUUAAAGAUGCAGGUGAAACAUAUAUUGUGUGGAAUGGUGCUCUCACAGUCAAAGGAAUGCAUGCCUGUAAUAUCAACAUGGUAUCAUCUGCUUCAUGGUUUAAACCAGCUAAACUUGGGACAGAUAUUGAUAUAACACACAAGUUAGAAGCUAGCAAGGUAAAACAGAAAUAUCUGAAACACACAGGAAAACUUGCUAAAAACUGUGAAAACCACUCGGGAAAUUAUUACAUCAAUAUCUGUGAACUACAUCCAAGUAAACCUGGAAUCAAAGGUCACUUCCAAAAGAUCAUGAAUUAUCUUGGCAAACAUGAUUGUAUUGCAGUACAGAAACUAGAGGAUGUUAUAUUACUCCUAUUGACACAAGGGCAACUUUCAUACCAAUUAGGUUUGUCACAGCCUCAUAAGUAUCCAGUUGUGCUGUAUUGCCUUUUUCUUUCUAGAAAUUCAAGAAAAAAAAACUCCGGUAGUGAAGAAGAAGAUGACAAAGACAAAGAAAAAGAAGGAGAAAGUAACAGCUUAGAAGAUAAAAGUAAAGUAGAGGAAAAACAAGUAGCUUGUGUAAAAACAGUGAAGGAUCUUGGAGGAGAAAACUCUACUGUUUGUGAUAUGGAACUAUGUGAUUCAGGAGAGAGUAAUAUAGCUGUCUCUUUACCUAUUGUACAGCUAUCAUCUCCAUGUCACCAAAUUGUCUCAACUUCCAAAUCACCAAGUGUUUGUAUAGGAAAUACUCUCUUUGAAUCACCUACAUCAUUGGGAACAAAAGAUUCAGAAAAUGACUCUCCCAAACUGGACAAAAUCUGUCCAACAAAGGUAACACCAGAAAUUCUCAAGUUACCACCAGACUACCCAUAUAAAAAAAACAAAGAUAGUGUUUCCAUUUUAAAACAUUUGAACACUUCUUUUGGAAGAACUAAUGAGAACUAUGUAGUGGCAACAGUGUGGGACAAUGGGAAACCAACCAGUGGUCAGAUGACACCUGUAAGAGAAGGGGAAACAACUCCCAUAAGAUUUGUUUCUCCACCUACUCCAGGCACACCAACUCUGGAUGAAAGACAGUUAAUGCAUUACUAUACCUCACCGUUAGAAAAAUCACAAGAUGAUCCUAAUAACAACAGGGACAUUUCAUCAAUAGAAUUUAACCCCAGUCCACAUCUAGACAGGGCGUUUGAUAGGUCACAACUUGCUUCACCAGAACAGCGUUCAAGAGUUCCUCCUCAACCACCAACUCUUAAUCUUGAAGAGAGCAUUGCCAGAGAAUCAACAGAUGAACCAACAUGUCCACAUUUAGAAAAAGAGGAAGUUAAUUACAAAAGUUUAGCAUUGGAGGAGAAGUCACCACCUGUGUCAAAAGAUCAAAGUCAAUUAAUACUUCCUUGCCUAACAUCACAUUCACUACAAUUAGAUAAAAGUAACAACAGUUCAUCCAUAUUACCUCAACCACGGAAUGAAUCAGAAAGUUGUCAAAAUAGACAAUCAGAAGAGAAUCUAUACUCAAAAUCACCUGAAAUUCAAUGUCAGUCAUUGGACAAAUCAUUAUGCAUAACAUCUUCUCACAGUCCAGUAUCAUUGAAAUGCAUUCCACUGCCAUCUUGUGAAACAGCUAUAAGUUCAGAUGUAUUUUCUUCCGACAUUCCUUCUGUAUCAACAAAUUCAGACACAGACAGUGUACAUUCUCCGGGAAUCUGUGAACCCAUUUCAACUGUAGGGCAGAGUAAUUCACCAUUGAAGUUUAGAACAACACCUCCACAGUUUAUACAGUCACCUACUUCACAAGUGUUAUCACCACCACCAUAUCACACCAGUCCAAGAUUGCCAACAAUUUACCAGUUAGCUUUCCAGUCUACAAUAUCUCGUGCACCCAUCAUGUACUCACCACCUUCUUACAACACUUAUCCUCCACGACACUGGUCUCCAUUGGGAUAUCAACAGCAUUGUUAUAAUUACAACAGAAUGUCAACACCAAUGAGACCUAGUGGUUACUAUGAACCUAGAAUGGCAUGGCCACCUUGGGAUCUUUCUCCCCCAAGACCAUUGAUGUACUCACCACCUUAUCAACAUAGAAAACCAUCAUUACUUGGUGUGGCACCACAAGGAGUUCAACCGUGGAGUAGUAGACCACUACUACCAUUAAUUGGGAAUGUUGACUCUGUGAGGUCUAGAUUACAGGUUAAUCCAGCUCCUAGUUGUCCUUUUAAUGCAAAUUCUCAACAGGAAACUAAUUCUUCAAUGAUGAAAACUCUACAACAGAAUACAUCAAAAGAAAUGUCAGCUCAGAGUUUAAAGCCAGGACAAAACGCAAACGAAAUUGGUCAUCAAAGCCAACCACAGACUGUUUCUACUAAAUUUACAGUACCAGCAGCUGUCAUUUCCCCAAUAAAGCCAGUUACUUUGGAGGUUGGAGUUUUAAAACCACUUGUGCCAUACACAGAUACAGAAAACAAUUGUAUUUCUGAACCUCUGGUUCCUUACACUGAUAUAUCAGAAGAAGUAGUGAUUUGUAAACCUCUUGUGCCGUAUACUGAUGUAGGCAAUGAUGUUGUUCAAUCAAUUGAAACUGUUAAUCACACACAGGAACUACUUCAAAACUGUAUUGAAUUAAACCGUGAAAACACAGAACCCAGCAGAGAAUUGGUCGAUGGACAUGUAGGAAGUGAUUUUAUUGGAAUUUCUGAUGGAGAACUACCAACUGAAACAUCAAUAGCUAGCAAUAAAAGUUUAGAUAAAUAUGAAAAUGGAUUUAUGACUAAACCACCAAAGUCAAGUCUUAUUCAGCAAGUUAAGAUUAAAGAUGAUUUUAGGGUUCAAGAGAAAGCUCAUGAACUUCAUAGCAUUUUGAAAAGAAGUCCUAGACUAAUAAUGACAUCUGUCGUUGGAAAGGGCUAUGACUACGCACCAAAAAUAGAUUUCACAGAGGAAUUAAGUAUGAAACAGGAACCAGUAGACGACACAAUUGAUAAUAUCAUUCAAUUCCUAGAUUUUGAUUCAAAAUCUCCAGGGACAAGUAAAGUUGAUAAAUCAGGAAAUGACAUGAAUAGCAGCAAUAAGAAAUCAGCAAAGAAAGGUUAUGGACAGAAACAGCCUCACACAGUAACUAAUAAAGAUGUUGAAAAUAUGAGGAAGUUGCUAAAUGAUACAUUAGAGAGAACCUCUCCUAAGAAAAAAUCUAGUGGAGACUGCAAAAAAACAAGAAGGCAGAGUAGUGAGAAUUGUCUGGAUAAAGCUGUAGAUUCUCAGAUGAAUUCUCAAAACAUUGCAUCUAAGUCAGUGAAAGGAAGUUUAAAACACCCUCUUUCUGAGAAUUCCUCGGAUGUGGCAUGUAAGAAAAUAAAACUGGAAACUGACAGGGAUAGAAUACCAGUACUAGGCUCAGUUCAGGCCAUGGAGAUCACAACCUGUUCUGACAGUUCAGAUUUAGAACUCAUUGAAUCUCAACCUCCCCCUUUCAUUGAUUUGACAAGCCCAAUUGUUGACCUAACAGAAUCACCAUCUCCCAUUCGAAUAGUUAGAACUGUCACAGGUUAUGUGGUAGAGAAAUCAUGUAAAACCAAGCUGAUCGUAGACACUGAUUCAGGAAUGAAAUUAAAGAAGUCGAAUAUAUCAAGUAGAUUAUAUGACACUGAAAAAGAUAAUCAAAUAUCAAAUAAGAACUUGUUGACUGAAAAGGAAGGUAAUAUGAAGGAUUCUGAUUCAAAGACAAAAGCCAAAACAUCAAGUAAUGGAGAAAUAAAAGUGAAAUGUUCAGAGAAUUUAAAAUAUGGUUCAAAGAAUGAGCAAAAAUCUGGUACAGAAAAUAUAAAACAAUCUGUUAACAAACUAGAUUCCAGAUUAAGGAACCCAGAAAAGACCUCAGGAGAAAGAGAAAAUAAAAGAGAAAAUUCUGCUUUAAAUUUAAAGAAGACUGAUAAAUCAGUAGAAAAAUGUAAAACGUCUGAUUUAGAGAAAAAGGAAAACCCUAGGGAAUUAAGUGCAUCCGAUUCCCAAAAGACAGAUAAGGAUUGUGAAAAAUCAAAACUCAGUGAAGGAAGCAAAACAAUUGGUAAAGAUGAUAAGGAAUCAAAUCUGAAAAAGAAAAAUAUUUCAAUAGAAAUUUCAAAAUCCCAGUCAGAAAACAAAGAACUAUCUGAAGUAAAAACCACAUCAGAAUUAAAAAAGAAAGAGAAAUCUAAUAUAGCAUUUAGUUUGGGAAGUAUUGUAUCAGAAAUGAGAAAGAAUGAGAGAUCAGAAGAAAAAGACAAACUUCCCCUUGAUAACAAAGAAAAUGCAAACACAAUAGUUAAACCAGUAGUGAAAAACAGGAAUAAAUCUCCAAAAAAUUUGCAAAAGGAAUUGGAAUUCAAUUCAGCCUCUGGUGAAAAAAUAGAUGACAAAAACAGAACUGAUAAGUCAAAAGUUAUCAAAGAGCUUUCCAAUAAGACCUCGAGUAACAAAGAUGAUAAGCAGCAAGUCAAUGUUGGAAACAAAGAAAAAUCAUCAAAUAAAUCUUUGUCAACAUCAGAAAGACAUAAACAUAGAGACAGUUCACUUACAUCAGAUAGCUCACAUGAAAGGGAUAACAGAAAGUCUUCUUCAAAGUCAAACAGUGAAGAGCUAUCCAAGAAGACACGCUGGGAUAUAGUCAUGAAAGAUUUGGACUAUGAUACACAGAAUCGUGUAAGUAGGAAGAGGAAAGAUUCAGAAUCAGAUUCUGAUGCUAGAUCGUCAAGGAAAGGGUCGCCUCCUGUAAUGUAUGUGUCUGGAAAAAAGUCCAAAAGCAAGCGAUCAUCCUCAGGUAAAAAGUUCUCCACACCAUCUAAAAAGACUGCAUCGAAAUCCAGGACAGCUAGUCCAAGUCCCAGCAAGCAGAAAUCAGUAUUUGACUAUGGAUUGUUACCUAGGAAGGAAUGGGAGUUUAAAAUUCCUAAAAAAUCCACAAAUGCCAAAGAUGACAAACAAACCUCAGGUAAAAUGUCUUCCAAUAAAAGAGAGGAAUCCACAUCAUCAAAAUCACCAUCAAUUUACAAUGGAAAAGAAAAUGAUUAUAAAUCUAAUACAGAGACAGCAAGAGAUUCCAAUAAAAUAUCAGAGAAGGGGAAACAUUCAUCUAGAAAAUCCAGUUCCAUUGGUGAUAAAGAACCAUUCAGAUUAUUUGGAAAAGAAGAAAACAAAAACAGUAAAGGAUUCAAAGAAAAAGUAAAGCCUUGUAAAUCUUCUGUAGUACAAACAACUGUUCCACGCUCUAAAGAUGUUGGUUCUAUAAUGCAAAUGAUACGGAGCAAUGUGCUAAACAAGGACAAUAAAAAAAAUAUAGAUGACUUCACUGUCUAUUCUCCCUCUGAUUCCUUGACCGAUAACCAGUCUGAGGUAACCAGUGGGUCUACUGAAGAAACAGCACAAGAUUUAAUGGAUAUCAUGGAUGGUAAAGUUCCACUGGAGAUUAUUGACGAAGUCGGAACUGAUACAGAUUCGAUGUUAGACAAUUCUUCAUUCAAUAUCUCCAAUGAGUAUGCCAAAGAUUUAAACAGUGCAAUACCAGGAGUCUAUGGCUCUAAAACAAAACAUUUGUCAGGGGAUAUACUCAAAUCUAAAUCUAUUACAAAUGUUGAUGUUGCUAACAUCACUGACACUCAGAAGGAUAUGAAAAAAGACAGUCCACUAAUUUAUCAAUUUGAAAAUACUCAUAUGAGGGAUUUGAAUGAUAAUUUGGUGACAAGUGCAGGACAAAAUUUAAAUGCUAGUACAUUGCCUGAAAAAUCCACUAGCAGCAACUUGGGUAGUUUCGGUGUAAGUACCUUAUCAACUAACAGACCUGUUGGUGUUAUAGACCCUCUGGAUGAUCUUGAUUUUUAUAUACCAAGUGUAAACAGGAAGGUUGAAGAGGUUAACAAUGGUAAACAGAUGAGAAUCACUGUGAAGAACGACUGUCCACUGAAUAAAACUGUUCUUGGAUAUUCACUAGUAGAACUUAUAAAGACAUGUCUCCAUGGAAAACAAGAAGAUAUGAGGAUUGUUAACCUGCAAGAAUCCAUAAUCCAAAGAUCUGUUAAUCUGACAUUACACAAGCUGAACAUAGCAGCAACUUUGGAGAGAACAGUUGAUAAAAAUGAUGCUGCACCGAUAAUUGAAGAGGAACCAUCUAAAGCUGUUUUGAAGAAAGAAGAAGAGCUUAUUCCUGGUUUGGGAGACUUGCAUGAUCUAGAGGAGGCCAUUCAUACCUCUUUUAAUGAGGAAGACAGUGAAAAUAAUGAAGAUAAAGCAAAAACAACUGAAGUGUUGAAAUGUGAUCAAGUUGUUGCUACUGAGGCCACUAAGUCAUUACAAAGUCUAAAGAAAGGUGAUACUGUCAAGAAUAUAGAAAUCUCUCCAAUCAGAGGACCAGAAUCUAAAAAAUCUGUCCCUGAACCCAAAAGGACUCACAAGGAGCAGUCAAAGGAGAAUAGCAACAGAGGACCAAUCAGAUCUGCUGUAUCUAAAGCUCAUCGUCAAGAUAGGCAACAUCAUCCCUAUUCCAGGAAAGAGAAACAUUACAAGGCUGGAUGGUCCUUUGACAUUAGCUACACCCUUCAAGAUAUUAUGGAGAACCUGACAACCAGUUCAUACAAAGAUCGCAAGAAUAUGUCAACACCAAACAGCCGCAGACCAAGAUUUUCUAAUUACAGAUUUCGUCGUUCUGAAGUUCCAGAAUUUCUACCAGAUGAGAGGGAGGACAAUUAUUUAACAGAAGAAGCCAUACCUGAUUUUGUUGAGCGUAAGAAGAAAGCAGAGAUGUUAGAUAAUAUGAGUACUGUUGGGGGUGAAGAUGAACCCUUCUCUGUAGAACAGACCAUGUAUGAUAGAGAGACUGAACCUCCUAGGGAAUCCCAUAGAGAACAUUCCAGGGAGACUGAACCUUCUCGGAAAUCUCAUAGAGAACAUUCCAGGGAGACUGAACCUCCUAGGGAAUCUCAUAGAGAACAUUCCAGGGAGACUGAACCUUCUCGAGAAUCUCAUAGAGAACAUUCCAGGGAGACGGAACCUUCUCGGGAAUCUCAUAGAGAACAUUCCAGGGAGACUGAACCUUCUCGGGAAUCACAUAGAGAUAAUUCCAGGGAGACUGAACCUCCUAGGGAAUCUCAUAGAGAUCAUACCAGGGAGACUGAACCUCCUCGGGAAUCUCAUAGAGAUCAAUCUAGGGAACAAUCCAGGGAAGAUUCUAGGUCUAGGAAACUCCCCAAAGCAAGAUACUUAAAACGUUAAAAUUAAAAAUCGAGGAAUGUAUCUAGACAGCUGAACAAAGAGGAAUCAAAGGACAAAAAAACUGAUCACCAUGACGACGAUGACAUACAGUAUCUUGGUACAGAGAGUUCACAACAAAACUGGCAGAAUCAAGUUAAAGAUUUCUUGGGACAGUGUGCUUCAAAGUCACCAAAAAAGAAAAGGAGCAGGCGAUUUAGGAAAAGAAAACGCUGAUAAAAUUGUUGUACAGUUCUAUGAUCUUAUCAGCCUAUCUUUGUACAUAUUAGUCUUGUGUUACCAUGUAUGCACUGUAUUAAAGGAUACUAGACUACCGUGUGAAUAACAUCCACUUGUUAAUUUGACUUAGACAAUGUAUAAAAAGAACCAGAUAGUUGUUACUCUGUGUCAGUCUGUGAGAAGAAAUUUUUUUUUGGAAUGUAAUAUCAGUGAUUCUUUACUUUUAGUGAUAUUGGAAACUCAGGAAUAGAAGAGGCAUGUUAGAGUACAAAGUGUUGUAUAUUUAUUUAAAUGUAGUGCUGUAAAAUCUGGAAUUAGUGCUUGUAAAUAGUGUAGUUUUAACUGUGUAUAUGUACAGUUUUAUUUGUGAAGGGAAGUUUUGUAUGUUUUAUACUUGACAGCCAUUUUCUUUGUGCCAUGUAUAGUAGUAUGUUUUAGUGCUUCAUUGUAUCAAUUCCUUAAGUAGUGAAGAAUGGUGCUGUUUUUUCUUAGUAAAAUCAUAUGAUUAAUUUAUUCCAUCAUAUUCUUAAGGUAAAUUUUAGAUUCACAAGGACAAGAACUCUAAUCAUAGUUUUAAUUUUGCUGUGGUAAUUAAGUUUCACACCAAUGUUUUGAAUUCAGGAGUAGUUAUAAGUGUUGCCUAACAACUAGUUCUGAAUUAAGAAAAUAUGGAUAACAAAUAGUCAUAGUUUUUUAUUGUUUUAGGAUCAUGAAGGAGAAUGAUUUUUAUAAUCUCCCUAAAUUGUCAUUUCUGUUCUAUUCAUGACAUUAUGUUUUAUUCUUUAACAAAUGAUUUCCCCAGUAUAUAUGAUUAAGUCUUAAAUUUGGAUUGUUUAUAUAUUUUACAUUCUUUUCUAAGCAAAAUCAAAAAAUAUUUUGUAUAUCAAGUCUACCUUAAAAUGCAUCUAACUAGUUCUGCAGAGGAAACAUUUAUUUUCAUAAAUAAAUUGAAUUUUUGUUUUCGAAAAUAUUAUUAAAAUAAAAUGAUCAUUUACGUUUAUGUAAAGAUAUUUUUUUUUUGUAAAUGCAAAACAUGCAAUUUCCCUUUUGUUUUUGUAUAAGAAAAAAACAUAUUGUAAGUCGUUCUUAAUAUUAGAUAGUUAAUAUGUAUAUAAACUUAUAUCUUUAUUUGGAUUCAUGGUUGAGUGUUGCCAGAACAAAUGUUGAAAAUACAUUAUUUGACCACUAUUUGUUUUACGUAAUUACAAAUUUUUAAGUUUGAAAAUUCCAUUUAGUUCACAUUCCAGAAAACAGAGUUGUUAUUUUUAAUGAGCUUUUAAUCAUUUAGUUAGAAUACAACAUUCCCAAACAGUUUUCAGUUCUUUUCACUUAUUCUGUAUAUGUUUUUGUUCUUUUCAAAGAUAAUGCACACCAAUAUUAAAUUGUUUUUGCUAUUAAAUGUUUAAGAUAGUUCUGUUUGAACUGUACUUCAGAGAGGAAAGAACCUGAAAUGAAUCAUUGACCAUUUAGUUUUUAGUUUGUAUUUUAUGUAACAUUUUAUGUUGCAAGGAAAUGAAAUCAUUUUUUUUAUCAUGGUUUCGACUUUAAUGACAUGGUUCAGUUUAUGUGUGAAAAACAAUUGUAUAUGCUGUGUAGACAAAAUUUUAUUUUUUAUGUUCUUAUGCUUUUUCUUCUUCUACCUUUAGAUAAAGAAUAGAAAGCACAACAAUUUAGUCGUUUUGUUACUAAGUUAGUUAUUAAACAAUAUGUUUAAUGGGUUUGAUAUAUACAGAACAAAGAUUGUUUUUAAGAUGGUACAUAUGUUUGAUAAAUCAGGUGAAUUUGUUUUUAAUCUUUUUCUGGUUUAAUUUUAUGUUUUAUGUUUGUUAUUAAUGGUGGUUAUUUUUGUAAUCAUGUUUUUCAGAGAACAUCAAAGGACAAUUUAUAUAUUGUGAGAAAAUACAUAUUAAA